AUGCCUAUCCUUCUACGGCCUUUCCUCUUGCUCUCACUUCUCCUCAUAUUCUCCUCCUCCUUUUCUCAAUCUCUCCCCUUCUCCAAAUACCAAACAAUCCUCUCCCUAUCCCACUCCCUCGCCUCACGCGUCGCCACUCUCCGUGAGUCCCGUGGCGACCACGAUGGUGCGUCUCGCGCCAGAUCCAUGGCCCAUAAUCUCGAGCGCGGUCUGGGCCUUGGGUUCUACAAGAUCGCUUGGAACAUGGGCUGGAACUACGUAAAGAAUUACGCAUGGAGGAAUAUGCUGUCGUUUGAAAAUCUGGGCACCUUGUCGUCCGACAUGACCGAGUUAUUGGGUUCUCUUGCCGAGUUGACCCGGGUCAAUUCGGACGCGGAGAGGGUAGCUUGGUUUGGACGAAAUUACAAUAAGGUCAUUAGAGUUUCCAAGUCGCUCUUUGGCAGACUACUUGAAGUUUUUCGUCAGCCAGGUCCGUUGAGGGAAGUGGUAGAGACACUGCAGAAAGAAGUUGUGGAGGGUGACUUGGUAAGGGACUGCCUUGAGUUGGGUGGUAAUGAUCUAAAUGAUUUGAUCCGAUUGUUGAAGGACGUCGCUUUACAGUAUACUACUGCUUCUUCCAGGUCUGAUUUGUGA
Molecule: messenger RNA, 633 nt
Organism: Fraxinus pennsylvanica
Lineage: Eukaryota; Viridiplantae; Streptophyta; Magnoliopsida; Lamiales; Oleaceae
Source: the annotation of a GenBank genome assembly